AUUAACAUUUGGAUCCGAAAAUUGGGUUGAAAAUGUAAUCAUCAUCAAAUCAAAAUUUCAAAAUCUUCAAUUCAAUUCAAUUAUUAUUUCAAUUUAACGUUUAGGGUUUGAAACCCUAAACCCAUUACGAAUCCAUUCAUCAAUGUCAAAUCAUCAUCGUUCUCCAAGUUCUUCCUACAAAACCGUUCUUCCUCCACAAGAACUCCUCGAUGAUCUCUGCAGCCGGUUUGUGCUAAAUGUGCCAAAGGAAGAUCUUCAAUCAUUUGAAAGGAUCUUAUUUCUUGUGGAGUAUGCACAUUGGUUUUAUGAAGAUAAUUCUGUAGAAAAUAAUCCAUCUCUCAAGUCUUUAAGUCUGAAGGAGUUCACUUCUUUAAUGUUCAAUAGCUGUGAUGUUUUGAAGCCUUAUGUGGCCCAUAUAGAUGAUAUUUUUAAGGACUUCACUUCUUACAAGGUUCGAGUUCCUGUAACUGGGGCAAUAAUUCUCGAUGAAACCUUUGAAAGGUGUUUGCUAGUUAAGGGAUGGAAAGGUUCAAGUUGGAGCUUCCCUCGUGGCAAAAAGAGCAAAGAUGAAGAAGAUCAUGCAUGUGCCGUUAGAGAAGUUUUGGAAGAAACUGGUUUUGAUGUUUCAAAAUUUCUUAACAAGGAUGAAUACCUUGAAGUUAUUUUUGGACAACAGAGAGUACGACUUUACAUUAUUGCUGGUGUUAAAGAUGAUACAUCAUUUGCCCCACAAACCAAAAAGGAGAUCAGUGAAAUUGCAUGGCAACGGCUCGAUGAACUUCAACCUUCUAGUGAUGAAGUGAUAUCUCGUGGGAUCACUGGUCUUAAGCUGUAUAUGGUGUCCCCUUUUCUGGCAUCUUUGAAAUCUUGGAUUUCAACACACCAACCUCAUAUGGCUCCAAGACCUGAUUUGCCACUUAAAGGAAUUUGUGUGUGGAAAGCAAAGCACAGUUCUACUGGAAGCAGUUCCACAAUUAUGGACAGCCAACCAACAAAAUCUGAACCAGAUUCUCAGCCUAUCGAUGUGGGGCCUGGCCGGAGCUUAAGGAAUUUCAGAUUUAGCAUUGCACCAAUUUUACAAGCAAUGGAAGCUUCCUUUUCUUGAAAGUCCCGCAACCAUUCCUGUAAAGUAUUCUUCAACUGAAUUGUUUUGCCCAUUUCACCCGUAGUUAUCCCUCUCUAUGGUCUAGUUAGGUUUCUGUACAUUAUGUUUGUCCAGUAGUCUAAUAUGUAGAUUAUGUGCAUCAACCAAGUAUCUGUACCUGUGAAAAGAUAGUAUUCUCAGUAGCAUAUGAAGAAGUAGAAACAUUCCGGUGUAAAAGUUACUGUACUCCGUCUAAUCAGCACUCGUUCUUGUGAUACCUCAAACUCAAUCUCAAAAAGAGUAGAAUUUAUUUCUGCGGUUAUGUAUACUAUAAAUCUCUACAAAGCAGCUACUUCAUGCCAACAUAGCAAGCACAUUUUUUGUUGUUGGAAAACUUGUGCUGUAAACAUGACAUCUUUAUUGUUGAAAAUAAAGGGAUUGUUUAUGUGAUACCCCACAUUCUAUGA
Molecule: messenger RNA, 1551 nt
Organism: Medicago truncatula (barrel medic)
Lineage: Eukaryota; Viridiplantae; Streptophyta; Magnoliopsida; Fabales; Fabaceae
Product: mRNA-decapping enzyme subunit 2
Exons: 8
Coding region: 143-1105 (320 amino acids)
Biological process (GO): deadenylation-dependent decapping of nuclear-transcribed mRNA; nuclear-transcribed mRNA catabolic process, nonsense-mediated decay
Cellular component (GO): cytoplasm
Molecular function (GO): 5'-(N(7)-methylguanosine 5'-triphospho)-[mRNA] hydrolase activity; RNA binding; manganese ion binding
Source: RefSeq, a predicted model, not a curated record